UCUAAGAGGGGUGUGUCUUGUUGCCAUGGAGAAACGCUGGUUCCGGAACAAACAGGAAAAGUUGCAGGUUUGCUCCUUCUGAAAUGUACAAAUCCAACGUAACCUUGGAAUAAAGCUGGCGCACUCCAAAGACACGGUCAUGCCAGAGGACAGGAACUGUAAGCUGCUGCCACACAGGAGCCCUGACCUCAGGAGGAAGAAGAGAAAUAAAGCUACAGCUACUAUUCCAAAACUAAAAGGGAAACCUGUGAGUGUAUCUCCAACACCCCAGCUGCCAACUCAAGAUCCAGGUCAGAGUCAACUUCCCAAGCUCAGCGUUACCAGGAAAAAGGGCAGGGACCACUGCUCUCGCGGUUCCGGGAAGAAAAAAGAACGACAAAGGGAUUCAAGGAGCCUCCCUGCAGCAGCCACGACAACCUGCGGCAGCAAGGUUCCUGCAAAUGUAACGGAGCAUAAGGUCCAGGCCAGGGAGAGCCUGAGGUGGGAAGGAGUCCUGCAGGACCCGCAGGAGGAGGCGAAGAGGCUGGAGCGCUACAGAGCCAGCAGGCGACAGCGAUACAUCUCACACAGAGAGGCUCUGUUGAAAGACGCCCAGCAGACCCCGAGACAAGCAGAACUGAAAGCCACAACUGACUGAAUAACAUAAGAUUGUGUCGAUACUGGGGCUAAGCAGCAAACUGAGUGUUCAUUUUAGGAUUCACGUUAACGCUGAUGAGCUGUAUGUGCAGUUCUGUUUCUUUGCCAUGCAUUAAAAGGAACUCCUUCCUCUGAAUGGGCAGAUGAAAAUCUUAACGGAGGAUUUAAACAGUUCAUCUCAAGCUUGUAAAUUAUUUAACGCUUAAAGGAAAGUAUUACACGACGGAAAUCCAUUAGUGAGACCUUAAGAUCCGGCCGAAAUCUGCCAGUAAGGCAGGAUGAAAAAAUCGGUCGGCAGCUUUUCAAAACCAAAGAAAUGGUUCCUCACAGUAAAACCCGUUCAAACGCUGAAACUUGUCAGUUGGACGAGUGACAGUGUAGCGUCUCUGUGGCCCUGAGUUUACCUCUGUUGUGUUGCUUUGCAUCGUUUCCCCUGAACAUAAGCCAGACCAAGAGUGUAGACAUCCAGAAAGCUCUGCCGCUUUCUUGCUGUUGGAACUGUUUUUGGUUUCAGAGGUGCUCCAGUGCUUGUGGUGCCUUUCACAGCGCUGAUGGCAUCUUGGCACCUGCUACUAAAAUACACAAUGUGCUGAUGUAGAAUAAUGUCAGCUAAAAUGAAAAUGGAAAUCAACGCUAAAUGAACUUGUUUGGAAUUAGUCUAUCUAUUAAAUUGGAAAAUAGUCAAGAGACAGUUUCUUACUUUGUAAUAUAGGCUCAUUGUGAUGACAACUAUACACGUUGGGACGACCAUUGAUGCAGGAGUCAUCUGGAAUGUAGAGGACACAGCAGCCGUAUAGAAGAUGGUGCUGUGGUCAGCUCAGAUAUG
Messenger RNA from Fundulus heteroclitus (mummichog), 1462 nucleotides. RefSeq names its product chromosome 11 C17orf97 homolog (gene c11h17orf97). Gene Ontology annotation, biological process: protein arginylation. The coding region runs from base 140 to 637 and encodes 165 amino acids. The record is from RefSeq and is a predicted model, not a curated record. Lineage: Eukaryota; Metazoa; Chordata; Actinopteri; Cyprinodontiformes; Fundulidae. The transcript has 3 exons.